AGAAGGUUAUUAAAUUAUUGUACGAGAAACAUCACAAUUAUAUUUAUGAUCUUAUAAAUGGCUCUGUGAAUUUACAUCAAUAGUUUUUCAAUUUAGUUAAAUAAUGAUUAAGCUCUGCUUAUUGACUAAUGUCUACAUUUUUUAUACGAUCUUCAAUCAAUCAAUCCUGCCAUCUCAAUCUUUGCCAGUACCUUUAACCUUUUCACCAAACCCAGAUGAACCUUUAACGUUAUACAACAAGGUUAAAAUUGUACAUUUUUCAGCUUUGGAUACGACGGAAGCUCAAUUCGAUGUGGACUUGUUUCUUAUUCAGAGUUGGUUCCUCAACAAAUCAGUUUGCCAAGGUUAUAGUGAUCUACACAACAAUUACUCAUUCAAAGCACCGUUGGUGGCAGUUGAUGGAGCCAUGACCAUCAUUGAAUAUGAUAUUCUGACCAAAAUAUGGUUACCACGAACUUACUUUCCCCAAGUGAAGACUACAAUCAAUCCAAUGUCAACCUAUACUGACGGCUUUCUUACGAUCUAUCAAACAUCUCGCAUCAAAGAUCAAUGUAUGGUCAAAUUUAUGAGACGAUUGUCCAUCACAGUUGAAUGUAAACUUGAUUUCAGGCGUUUUCCAAAAGAUACACAAAUUUGUCCGAUUGAUUUAACUUCAGCUUUCUGGUCAAUGUCAACAUUACAUUAUGUUUGGGAUGAAAAUCCGAUUGAAUUUAGGCCUGAAGAUUUAGAUCAAAACAACUAUCGAGUCAACAUAACUGCAUCAUCACGGAUAGACACAGCAUAUGAUGGAAAGACUCGCAGUUGGUUGACAUUACAAUUCAAAUUUGACCGUAAAAUAAGUCAUUUUAUUCUGGAAAUCACAGUUCCUUCAAUAUUGAUAAUCAUCUCAGCUUAUUUCUCGUUCUUCAUCUCGAUUGAUACUGGAUCAGGUCGAUUUGCUUUCAGUGCAAGACCUUUGUUUAAUUUAAUUGUCCUCUACAGCAGUUAUAAGACAUAUUUACCACCAUUAUCAUAUGUAAAUGCUGGUGAUAUUUGGAUGCUUGGAAAUAUUUGCUUUGGCUUUUUUACAAUCAUAAUAGUUGCUUUUAACGUUCAUUUAGGACAAACUAAGAAGAUCAAAUCAACAGCUGCUAACAAUUCAAAUGCUAAUACACCAUCAGAAAUAUCAUUUGCUGUUGAUAACUUUACAAAUGCUAAUACAAAUAAUAAUUGUACUUGUAAUCGUUUCAAGCAUAUUUUUAUUUUAAAACAUUUUCGUUGCUUCAAAUGUAAAGUUCAUCCAAUGCCUAAGCCGAUCUUAUUGAAAUCUCAACAUUAUGACAAGAUGAUGAGAGUCUUUUAUCCAACUGCUUUUAUAAUUUUCAAUAUUGUCUACUGGUUAUAUUUACUUUAACAAGUGUUGGUACAAUAUUAUCAAGUAAAUAAAGUUUAUGUCAUUAA
This is a messenger RNA of Tetranychus urticae (two-spotted spider mite), 1440 nucleotides long. Its product is annotated as glutamate-gated chloride channel subunit beta-like. NCBI's taxonomy places the organism in Eukaryota, Metazoa, Arthropoda, Arachnida, Trombidiformes, Tetranychidae. Gene Ontology annotation, biological process: monoatomic ion transmembrane transport. Gene Ontology annotation, molecular function: transmembrane signaling receptor activity; extracellular ligand-gated monoatomic ion channel activity. Gene Ontology annotation, cellular component: membrane. The record is from RefSeq and is a predicted model, not a curated record.